AUGCGUUUUUUUUUGGUGUUUUGUUCUGAUAGCAUUUAUUACGAGCAGGCCCAGUAUGUAUGUGCUGAGUUGGCAGCCAGUGGAUGUCGCUUGUCGUAUUGCGUAGAUCCCGAUGGAGGAAAAAGUAGUCCAUACGUGAGCACCGCGGAUAUUCCGUCUCACCUAGUUGACACAAUCAACGGCAUGACUAACGGACAUGUUAUUAUCAGCGCUCGAGAUGUAUGGGCGUUCUUGAAUGACGCUCUGAAGAGGUAUCGUGACUGUUCUUUGUGGCCUGAACAGAGUGGAGGAGAGGAGGAGAUGUUCGGGAAAGCUGUUCCCAAUGAAACUGGAGAACCUCCAGCUCCCUUAUUUAAAGUUGAAGUGGAUGCUGAUGAACAGCCAUUGGUUAAGAUCGAACCAGGCUCUGCGAAAGGACCUAUGAUCAAAGCCGAACCGAUUUCUGGUGGAGAUAUAAGCAUGGCUGAAGAACGCGUAGAACCUUUGAUCAAAGCCGAACCGAUUUCUGGAGGAGAUAUAAGCGUGGCUGAAGAACGUGUAGAACCUUUGAUCAAAGCCGAACCGAUUUCUGGAGGAGAUAUCAGCAUGGCUGAAGAACGUGUAGAAUGCGGCGACGAGCACUCUGUUCUGAGAGCGGAGGUUCUAUAA
Molecule: messenger RNA, 648 nt
Organism: Cooperia oncophora
Lineage: Eukaryota; Metazoa; Nematoda; Chromadorea; Rhabditida; Trichostrongylidae
Source: the annotation of a GenBank genome assembly